Fonticula alba is the source of this 267-nucleotide messenger RNA. RefSeq lists its product as hypothetical. The record is from RefSeq and is a predicted model, not a curated record. The coding region runs from base 1 to 267 and encodes 88 amino acids. The transcript is spliced from 3 exons. Lineage: Eukaryota; Rotosphaerida; Fonticulaceae.
AUGGCCGCCGACACCGCACCCCUGGCGUACCUCCUGGCGGAGGCCAGCGGCCCGGCCCUGCGCCUGGGUCAGGCCAUCUGCCUGCUGCCCGGGGUGAUGCUCCGACCGAGGGUCAUGGCCGGGGCGUCCGGCGACCAGGCCGCCGGCCGGGCCGACCGCCGCACCCUGGUGCUGCUGGACGCCGCGCCGGCAGGACCCCGGGUGCUGCGGUGUGUCCUCCCCGGGCCCCGGGCCCAUCCCCAUGGCCAUCCCCGCGCCAGCCUUUGA